AAGCUGUAUGUUUGUGAUAUGAUAAGCACCGAAUAUUAAAAACAAGUUGUUGGGGGUAUUUUAAUGAGCUGUAAAUGGUUUCCUGAUCUCAAUGAAAUCCACAAAUUUAUUAAUUUAUUUAAACUACUGCAAGUUUCUCUCAUUUAUUGUUUUAAUGAUUUAAUUACUGCAUCAAUGGAAUUUCAGCAUUUUUAAUUUACAUAAUGGAACUGGAGAUCUUGCAGGAUGUUGUUUGCAGUGCUUUAUAACUGACUCUUACACAUAUCAUGACGUGUCAGAUGAAAAGUGACUCUCGUCCUGUUUUACUUCCUCAAUAUUUUCAUUUCAAAGCUGUCGGACUUAAAGACACAGACAGACGGUGAAGCUGCUCAAAUAUCUUUCAGCUCAAAAUGUCUACAGAAAUUCAAAGUGUUGAAGAUUUCAGGGUGAAAUACAGCAGAGGGUCCCAAGAGGAUGGAAGAGUGAGAGAGCAAAGUGAGGUGGAGGUGUUAGAUGAUGGAGAGCAGCACCCUGAUGUUGGCCUACAAGAAGCUGAUGAAAACAUCCAGAAGAACGUUCCAGCUUUAACAAGAAGCUGGCUCAGAGUUUUUGAGGGAAACCUGGGAGUGCUGUAUCUUCUGAUGCUGGCUGGAAUCAUGACACGCUAUAUUUUAGUCACUUUGGACAAAGAGCAGCUGCAGAACAGAAACAAUGAACUGAGCAACAACUUCAGCCUUCUGGCUAAUCACUCCAGUCAGCUACAGGAAGAGGUCAAGCAGCUCAAAGAAAAGAUGGAAGAGAAGUGUCCCGAUCGAUGGACGAGAUUUGGAAGCAGCUGUUACUUUAAAUCCACUGAGGCAAAGCACUGGCAGGAGAGCAGGAGAGACUGUCAGGAUAAAGGAGCUGACCUGGUGACGAUAAACAGCAAAGAGGAACAGGAAUUUAUCAAUGAACUGAACAUGAGAGGAGAGUCCUGGAUUGGUCUGACAGGCAAACAGACAUCAGGAGGAUAUAAAUGGGAAUGGGUGGACGGAUCAGCGCUGACACAAACGUGAGACAUUAGUUUGUUUCUAUUCCAGAGUUAUUAUUUAGAAGUGAAACAUUGAUGUUUUGGAAGAUAGAUCAGCAAUACAUGAGCUGAGCUAUUUUCCAACAGCCCCACAAACUGAAUGUAAAGAAAAGCAGAAAUCCUUCUUUGAAUGAACAGCUGUGUUUGAACUCUCUUCAUCUGCAGUCUGUGAUGACGUUCAGUUACAACAAGUAUGAAAUGAAAUGUCCUGCAUGAGCCUCAGACUCAGCUCACAGUUUUUACUUGUUCAUUCUGCAUCAUAUAUUGAUUACAUAUAUUGUCGAAGGACCUUGGAAAGAAAAGCUUCUGGACUUCUUUAAGUUGCUUAAAGACGUUUCACCUCAUCCACCUCUUGGAUGAGAGGUGAAACAAAAAAGGGGGGGGGGCAGUGUACAAUGAACAUAGAAAAGCAUAACUAUAACAAUAGUAGCAGCAACAAUGACAAUAACAAAACAAAACGAAACCGGUCUCAAAAGGAGACUGCUAUCCUUCCCGUGAUCCCAGUCCAUCCUCUCAGU
Molecule: messenger RNA, 1566 nt
Organism: Oreochromis niloticus (Nile tilapia)
Lineage: Eukaryota; Metazoa; Chordata; Actinopteri; Cichliformes; Cichlidae
Product: C-type lectin domain family 4 member E
Exons: 5
Coding region: 390-1034 (214 amino acids)
Source: RefSeq, a predicted model, not a curated record